This is a messenger RNA of Parasteatoda tepidariorum (common house spider), 698 nucleotides long. RefSeq lists its product as uncharacterized. Lineage: Eukaryota; Metazoa; Arthropoda; Arachnida; Araneae; Theridiidae. The record is from RefSeq and is a predicted model, not a curated record.
UUGUAAGCAUGCAAAGCAUUAUUGUUCAUACUUUCACAUGCUCGCCUCAUGGGGACUAAAUAAACAUACGAACAAAAAGAAGAAUUACAUGAAAGGUUAACUUGAAUAAAACCUAUGUAUAUAUAAAGUAAUUUACUUGUUAGUCUAGGAUAAACUAUAAUCGAAGCAAAAAAUGAAGUCGUACUCUCUGCUGUUUCUGUUUGCUCUGAUGUGCGUUCACUAUGCAUCUUGUGAAAUAAAAGAGGAAUGCGAAGGAACCAUGGAUCAACUGAGAAUGGAAGUGCAUGAUAUGAUGGAUGAAGGUGCAGCUCCCGAAUGUAUCAAAAAAUGUGGUCUUGAUGCAUUCAGAGAAAAUGAUGAAGACCGAAAGCAAAAAAUGAAAGAACUGAGGGAACAUAUGGAAAACCUAGAUGAAGGACAAAUGAAAGAAGCUCUAAAUUGUAUGGGAGAAAUAAAAGAGGCUGUAAUGAAAAGAAUGGAAGGAGCUGAUGUUGAUAAGGACUGUAUGAAACACAUAUCAAAAGAAUCUCAGGAUAUAUGGGAAUACAUCGUCAGAGAAAGUGAAUGAGAACAAACAUUCCAAUCAACCGUCUGAUGAAAUGUUCGAAAUUAACAAUACCAAAAGUUUUAUAAUGACUUAUGUCCUUUUUAUGAUAAUGUGAAACUGCAAAUGACAGAAUAAAGCAAAUUUUCAUUCA